This is a messenger RNA of Fusarium vanettenii 77-13-4, 1239 nucleotides long. RefSeq lists its product as uncharacterized. Gene Ontology annotation, molecular function: ATP binding; protein kinase activity. The record is from RefSeq and is a predicted model, not a curated record. NCBI's taxonomy places the organism in Eukaryota, Fungi, Ascomycota, Sordariomycetes, Hypocreales, Nectriaceae. The transcript has 5 exons. The coding region runs from base 1 to 1239 and encodes 412 amino acids. Gene Ontology annotation, biological process: protein phosphorylation; spliceosomal complex assembly; regulation of mRNA processing.
AUGGCCUCGACGUGGUCAAAACUGGCCAGCUCAUUAGGCCGACUCAGACAAGGGCAAAAGACACCCGAGGAGCCGCGAUCGUUGCCAACCUCGGGUUUUAGCCUUAUAGAUCAAAGUCAAAAGGUGGAAGAAGAAGAAUUACCCGACUAUGUCGCUGACCGGUUCUAUCCUGUUCGUCUGGGUGAAGUGUUUCACGGCCGAUACCAGACCAUUGCCAAAUUGGGCUUUGGUAGCUCAUCUACCAUCUGGCUAGCUCGAGAUUUAAAUGAUCACCCAUAUGUCGCACUCAAAGUCUAUGUGCACACCUCUCGCUUCCAUCGGGAACUUCCGCUGUACAAAGACAUGGACCAAAAGCUUUCAACGACAGAGAACCCUGGUCGGAAGAACAUUCGGCAGUUACUGGACUCCUUCAACAUUGAUGGGCCACACGGCCAACACGUCGCGCUGGUCUUUCAGCCUGCCCAGAUGAGUCUUCGGGACAUGAAACUUGUCUUCCGGAAAGACGGUGGCUUUGACGAGAUGUUUGUAAAGGGGGCUGUGGAGGAGCUAUUAAAGGCCCUUGACUUUCUCCAUAACGAGGCUCAUGUGGUUCAUACGGUAGAUGUUCACUCUGGAAACCUGCUCUUGGGCCUAAAUGACGACUCAAUUCUUCGCCCACUAGAAGACCAAGAAUUUUCAUCCCCGGUUGCCCGAAAGGGGGUUUCUCCCGAUAGGACCAUAUACCUAUCCCGUCUCAUGCGCCCGAAACCUGGCCCAAUGCUGCUUUCAGGCUUUGGGGAGGCAAGAUCUGGCCCAGGACCUCACGCCGGCGAUAUCAUGCCAAUCCAAUACCGAGCUCCAGAAACAAUAAUGUGUAUCUCUUGGAGCUACCCAGUUGAUAUCUGGAGUGUUGGGCUCACGGCAUGGGAUUUGCUUGGACCUAAACGGCUUUUCACCGCCCAAGACGAGGAUGGUGAUAUGUAUGAUGCCGCACACCUGGCUCAACUAAUUGCAGCCCUGGGACCGCCUCCCUUGGAAUUCUUGCGACGAAACCCUGAGAGAGCUGCUGAUUUUUGGGAUAAGAAUGGAAACUGGCUAGGUCUGGCACCUAUUCCACCAAAUCGAACGUUGGAGGAGCUCGAAACAAGACUUAAAGACCCCUCGCGUUUCAUUGCAUUUCUUCGGAGAGUGCUGACAUGGGUCCCGGAGGAAAGGCCAACGGCGAAGGAACUGCUUCAGGAUCCGUGGCUAAGGGAGUAA